Oryzias melastigma (Indian medaka) is the source of this 2986-nucleotide messenger RNA. RefSeq names its product protein kinase, cAMP-dependent, regulatory, type II, alpha A (gene prkar2aa). The record is from RefSeq and is a predicted model, not a curated record. Gene Ontology annotation, molecular function: cAMP-dependent protein kinase regulator activity. The transcript is spliced from 11 exons. Lineage: Eukaryota; Metazoa; Chordata; Actinopteri; Beloniformes; Adrianichthyidae. The coding region runs from base 697 to 1869 and encodes 390 amino acids. Gene Ontology annotation, cellular component: cAMP-dependent protein kinase complex. Gene Ontology annotation, biological process: regulation of protein phosphorylation.
UUCAGAAGGCUGUGGUUUAUUCGCGCGUUAAGAACUGUAGAUUAUCUCGUCGGGAGGGAGGACAUUUCCUUUUUGUCAACUUACAAGCUUUUUUGCUUUUAUUAGGGUAUUUUUCUCCCCCAAGACCAAGAUUUUUUUUGUUCAUUUUCAGCGAAACUUUGCGCGUAUCGGUGGUGCGGCGCAACAGUGCAUCCGCCGAGCACACAGUAGCGUUUAGUCACCUGGCUGCAGCAGCUGACUUGUGUCUUACGGAAAGCGGAGUUGCCAGGCAGUUGCAAAAGAAAACUAGCUAUUGCUAGUUAGCAAGUCAGUCAGCUAGCCAGCUCUUUCCUCACUGCCACAUUAAGUCCCACCCUCACGGAGCGCGCGGACGUUGGGCUGCAGCGGUGAAGUCCAGUAUAUUUUUACCCCCUCUUCUGAAACUAGCCAGCAUCCUUAUACACCUGGUUGGCACGGGAAGAUCAUCCCCCAUCGCGUCGCUUAGCAAAGUUAGGUCAGACUAACCUUUUACCCCUGGCUCUACGUUCUCAAAUAGUCACCUGUAGGGAAAACGGUCGCUACACUGGCAGAGAGACUGUGUAAAAAGAAGAGACGAAAUAAGAAAGAACAAGGAAGACGCAGAGAAGGAGGUGUCUGGCUAGUUUAGCCGGGGAGAGAGAAUUCCAUAUAAACACUACCACCAAGCCACACACAACCAUGAGUAUUGAGAUACCAGUAGGGUUGACAGAACUUCUGCAGGGCUACACUGUGGAAGUGCUGCGACAAAGGCCGUCAGACUUGGUGGAAUUUGCAGUACAGUACUUCACCCGUUUGCGAGAUUCCAGAGGUCAGGAUGGGGCCACAGGUGCCAAGCAAGGGAAAGGAGUAAUGUUCGACGGUGAACCCAUGCAGACAGAGUCCAAUGGAGAUGACGAGGAAGAUGAUGACUCUGACUUUGAACCUCCACCUCCGAGCAGAUUCAACAGGAGAGUGUCGGUGUGUGCAGAGGCGUUCAACCCAGAUGACGAUGACGAGGACACCGAGCCCAGAGUGGUCCACCCAAAAACAGACGAGCAGCGCUGCAGACUGCAAGAAGCCUGCCGAGACAUCUUACUCUUUAAAACACUAGAUCAGGAGCAGUUCUCACAGGUGCUGGAUGCCAUGUUUGAGUUAAAAGUUCAACCCCAAGAGCACGUCAUUGAUCAGGGACAUGAUGGAGACAAUUUCUAUGUCAUAGAGAGGGGUAUUUAUGACAUUGUGGUAUCAGGAAAAUGCGUGGGUCAGUACAACAAUAAGGGCAGCUUUGGAGAACUGGCACUCAUGUACAACACACCACGUGCUGCCACCAUCAUAGCCACUCAGGAGGGAGCACUAUGGGGCCUGGAUCGUGCUACAUUUCGUAGACUUAUUGUCAAGAACAAUGCCAAGAAAAGAAGGAUGUACGAGACUUUCAUCGAGUCUGUGCCCUUACUCAAAACACUGGAGGCCACUGAGAGGAUGAAGAUAGUGGAUGUUCUUGGAGUGAAACAGUUCUCAGAUGGUGAACGCAUUAUUGCACAGGGAGAUAAGGCCGACUGUUUUUACAUUGUAGAAUCUGGAGAGGUCAAAAUCAUGAUGAAGAGUAAAACGAAGGCCGACCACGCAGACAAUGCGGAGGUGGAGAUAACACGCUGUAGCAGAGGUCAGUACUUCGGGGAACUGGCUUUGGUCACCAACAAGCCCCGGGCCGCCUCAGCCUACGCUGUGGGAGACAUCAAGUGUUUGGUAAUAGACAUUCAGGCGUUUGAGCGCCUCCUGGGUUCCUGUAAGGAGAUCAUGAAGAGGAACAUCUCCCACUAUGAAGAGCAGCUGGUGGCUCUGUUUGGCUCCAGCAUGGACCUGAGAGACUGAGCCUCCAACACCACCGUCCGUGCCUUCUUUUACACACACAAACACACAUGCACAAAAACAAAGUCCUCCCUCGCUUCAUUCAGAGGCUCCAAUGAGCCCAAAAGCUUUACACAGAUGCUGCAAAUGCCUGGAGAAGAGAAUUUGUGUCAUCUGCAUACACACACAUCCUAAAAUCCUGAAAUACACAUCAAUGGCAGACACUGAGAGACGCACACUUCAUUUAGUCUGCUCUCCCUUAAGCACAUACACAUCCUCGAUAAGCUGACUGCAGUCUUCUGUUAGAUGAACAUGCACACACCUUUUUUGAGCCAGCUUUGACCUCUCAGUAUAAAAGUCUUUGCCCCCAUACAGGUUAAGCAGUAUCAGAACAUGAAGUGUACAAGCACUCCUCCAUACAUGCAUUUUUAAACUCAUUCUUCAUGUGUGCAAGCUUUACAUUUACAUGAGCUUCUGAACAACUCCGUUGUUCCAAGCCUCAGCCAAGGACACAUCCACAUACAGGCACACACAGUUAAAGGUACAUUUGCACACAAACAAACACAGCCACAUCUGCAAAAACUGACAAAUUGUUGAGAAGAUAAACUUCUCUGAAAAAAUAGUUUAUAAAAAGGAAAAAAAACAUGGAAAAAAGCAAAACAUAAACAUAAAAAAUGUAAAGUUUAAAGAAAACGUACGUUUCAGAAACAUUUUAUGAUGAUGAAAACAGAUGCUUUGAUAAAAAUAUUUAAAUUAAAGUGUUUCCUCUUUGGGAGACCUGGGGUGCAGAAAUUUGUGAGUUUGCUCCAUUUCUUCCUAUCCUGUUGGUGAUUGAACUCAGUUUUUGGUGGUGAGUAUUACAGGACCACAGAGGAAGCCGUCGAAACAAUAACCCCACCUUUUCUGGGCCAUCGUUCUUCUGUCAACUCUUCAUUGUAUUGAAUUAAUUAAUAUUAAUGUAUUGUUACUAUAUAUUCCUUUAUUUUUGUUUUACUUUCACAAGUUCAUGUUAAGAUCCACCAUUCAUCUCUGACAAAAUGUAAAGAUGGAAAAAAAUGUAAUAAAAUGUUAGUGCUUAAUUCCUUGAAUGAGUUGUCCUGGAUUUAAAGAGUAUAAAAAAUAAAGUGAACAUUUGGUAAAA